This is a messenger RNA of Sugiyamaella lignohabitans, 708 nucleotides long. It is a transcript of the gene REV7, whose product is annotated as Rev7p. The transcript has a single exon. The coding region runs from base 1 to 708 and encodes 235 amino acids. NCBI's taxonomy places the organism in Eukaryota, Fungi, Ascomycota, Dipodascomycetes, Dipodascales, Trichomonascaceae. Gene Ontology annotation, cellular component: zeta DNA polymerase complex. The record is from RefSeq and is a predicted model, not a curated record.
AUGUCGUCGCAGCAUCCCGGCUCGUUUUCCGAGCUGUUGGGCACGUUUCACGAGUUCCUGGUUGUUCUGGUCCAUAAUGUGCUGUAUCUACGAGGAGUUUAUCCACCAGAGACGUUUCGUGCGGUGCGGAAAUACGGUAUCGCUUUGCACCAGUGUCGCCAUCCAGGAGUUAACCAGUGGAUCGAGGACAUGGCCGUGGCGUGUAUGAGUCGAAUCAAGGAAGGCGGUGUUGGCAGACUGUCGAUAGUUAUAUUGCGGGAAAAGACCAACACGCCGUUAGAACGAUUUGUAGUGGAUAUCAGCGAUUUCCCUGAAGUGCCCGAGUCGGUGCAGACCGUCAGUAUCGACAACAUCGCAGUCACCUGGACCUCGCUGCUGGAAGAAUACCGAGCGUGUCUUGCGACACUGGCUGGCAUGUCACAAUCGUUUGGCAAACUGCCAGCUGAUAUCACAUUCACUCUGAUCAUGGAACUCAAACCCGACGACGCCCCAUCCCACAUACACCCAUUACAAUCAACCACGCUCUCCGACUCGUCCACAACACCCGACCCGUCUCCAUGGAUCACGGCCGACCGCCAUCGAUACCAUCUGUCUACCCCGCUCUCAUUGACCACCCACCCGAUCCGGUUCGUCGACGCCGGUCCCAUCAGCUUCAACCUCUCCCUCGAAGAGGACAAGCAGAAACUGAAACUGCCCUCUCGACCCUAA